This is a messenger RNA of Closterium sp. NIES-67, 360 nucleotides long. The record is from the annotation of a GenBank genome assembly. Lineage: Eukaryota; Viridiplantae; Streptophyta; Zygnematophyceae; Desmidiales; Closteriaceae.
GAGAUGGAUGCGCGUGUGGGGUGAGGGGGGGAGAGGACGGGGGAGAGGAGGGGGGAGAGGACGGGGGAGAGGAGGGGGGAGAGGAAGGGGGAGAGGACGGGGGAGAGGAGGAGGGAGAGGAGGAGGGAGAGGAGGGGAGAGAGGAGGGGGAGAGGACGGGGGAGAGGAGGGGGGAGAGGACGGGGGAGAGGAGGGGGGAGAGGAGGAGGGAGAGGAGGAGGGAGAGGAGGAGGGAGAGGAGGGGGGAGAGGAGGGGGAAGAGGAGGGGGGAGAGUGGAGGAGUGGGAGAGGGAAAAAAGGAAGGGGUAAAAGGGAGGGGUGGGCGAGCAUCUAGCCCUUGAGACCGCCGCCGCCUCUCGC